Teleopsis dalmanni is the source of this 1686-nucleotide messenger RNA. RefSeq names its product LON peptidase N-terminal domain and RING finger protein 2-like. Bases 1 to 1686 code for a protein of 561 amino acids. The record is from RefSeq and is a predicted model, not a curated record. The transcript has 6 exons. NCBI's taxonomy places the organism in Eukaryota, Metazoa, Arthropoda, Insecta, Diptera, Diopsidae. Gene Ontology annotation, molecular function: metal ion binding; protein binding.
AUGCUUUUCUCAUUUCAAACGCCCACGAAUUUCAAGAGUUUGUUGCUGCGCGCCGAGGUGCUGCGGAAACUUAAUCACUUUCAGAGCUCAUUGGCAGAUGUGGAGAAUGCACUGAAAAUUCGUUAUACAUCGGCGAAGGCUCAUUAUUUAAGGGCUUUGGCUUUAAGUGAACUGGGACGUUUCGAUGAAGCACUCUAUGACAAUUGUCUCGCUAUAAGUUUGGACAAAGCAGCUAGUCUAACCACGACAGAAUUAUUUCAGCAUGAUCUCUCAAAAACAUUGCAAAAAUUCUUGGCUCAAUCUCAAAAGAGUAAACUUGCGUCUCACAGAUGUUUCUCGACUACCUCACCUUAUAGUGUACUCGCCGAACAACGUUUACGUCGCAAACAAAUGGCUUUACUGCGCAAUGCCGAUGAGGAUCACAUAAAUGCCAUGGAUGAAGAUUUCUUAGCUUGUAGCAAGAAAUGCGACAUCAUAGCAGAUGAAGAAGAAGUAUUAGCCGCCGCUGAUUAUCAUAGCACUUAUCCCAGCAUAGGAAAGGAUUAUGAUGUUUCGCUGCGACGACAUCCGAUGCGUAAACAUUUUCGACGAAAAUGGAUACCAAAAGAGACAGAAUUAUUGCCCACAGUUCCGCUCGAUGAGUUGCGUUGUAGCACACAAUUUUGCAACAUCAUUGAACGCACACAACAGGAAUUACAGCGUUUAAGAAAACUCGAAUCCUCGAGCAGUCAAUUGAGUAAACAACUGAUGCAGGUGCCUACCAAUUUAAUUGAUGCCAGCGACUUUGAUUGCGUGUUGUGCUGUCGCACUUUGUGGAAGCCUGUUGUGACACCGUGUGGACACACUUAUUGCCGGGUAUGCUUGGAUCGUUGCAUGGAUUAUACAUCCUCGUGUCCAUUAUGCAUGUCACCACUUGUAGAACCAAACGUUAAUCAGUUAUAUCAAGGUGCAUCCUCACCAGUACCCUUAAGUUUGGCCAAAAGGCCUGUUACAAAGUUUCUUGAAGCUGCUAUGAAACGAUUUAUUCCAGACAGUUAUGAGAAACGUUCCCGCCAAGAAAUGAACAUGGAACCAUCAGUGCCAGUUUUCAUUUGUACUACGGCAUUUCCACAUGUUGCAUGUCCUUUGUUCGUGUAUGAGCCGCGCUACCGCCUAAUGGUGCGACGGGCUGUAGAAUCUGGUGAAAAACAGUUUGGCAUUGUGCAACCUCACAAGGGCAAAUCACGUUAUUACGAUGUGGGUACCAUACUCGAUAUCCGAGAUUGUGUUAUGCUACGCGAUGGUUGCUCUAUUUUAAGCACUGUGGGCUGUAAGCGAUUCAAAAUAUUAACGCGCAAUGAAAAGGAUGGUUAUGAGACUGCUAAGGUGGAGUAUAUAUAUGAUGAAACUAUAUCCGAUGAAAAUGUGAAGUUUGUGAGUGCUAUGCACGCCUCGGUACGAGCUAAGGCAAUCGAUUGGUUUGAAAGUUUGGGUACUGAAUUCAAACAGGAAAUAUUACAAAGUUUUGGUGAAAUGCCAGCAGUUGAAGAUAACUGGGAAAAUAUUGCUGAUGGGCCAGCGUGGGCGUGGUGGAUUAUAGCAUUGCUACCACUCAAUCCGCAUUAUUGCAAUAUAGCUUUUAUAGUCCAGUGGCUAACAUACUCAGAUUUAGCUUUAAAGGAUUUAUUUGUUUCAUUGAUGAAAUAA